AUGGAUACUCUAACAAGCACCGCUGAUGUUCCGCCGGAAUUCCUAAAGUCUGCAUACCUUGUAGGGAAAGUCCCAAGACGAGCCUUGGCAUCAGAACCUCGUGUCUCUUACGAUCUCUACAUCCCGCCUGAUCCUUACAGGUUCAUCUCGAUAGCCCAAAGCAAAGACGGGUCGCACACUCCUCCUCAAAAGCUUCCGUUAUUGGUAUUCAUACAUGGCACUCUGCGUGAUGAUUGCUAUGUCGAUAGAGGACUUGUUCCCUUUGCUGAAUCCACGCCCUGUGCCGUCAUGGCGCCGCUUUUCCCAGCCGGACUUGACGGCCCAUUUGACUUGGACUCAUACAAGUUACUUCGAUCUCGAACACUGCGAUCGGAUUUGGCGCUCUUGGGCAUGCUAGAUGAGGUGGCUCAUCGCUGGCCGGGAAUCGACGCAACUAAAAUAUUUCUCAUGGGAUACUCGGGCGGUGCUCAGUUUGUGCAUCGAUUCCUCUAUCUUCACCCUGAACGUCUGGCAGCAGCCAGCAUUGGAGCUCCAGGGAGCGUGACUGUCCUAGACACCUCAAUGAAGUGGCCUGCAGGCACGGCAGAUGUGGAACAGCUCUUCGGCGUCUGUAUCAAUAAGGAUUUGAUCAAGCAGGUACAGAUUCAACUCGUCGUAGGUGACUCUGAUACCGAGAUUCACGGCGGAGAAGAAUUUUGGACCUGGCUACGGAAGUUGCGAAUAGCUUCCAGUGCCAAGUUGUUGGAAGGCGUACAGCCGCGCACAGCGUCGAAUGGACUACAACACAAAGAGAUGGUGAAGAAUAGGCUGGAUACUCUGAAAAGACUGCAGACUCUGUGGAGAGAAGAUGGGAUUAAUGUCCAAUUUGACAUUGUAGAGGGUGCGAAGCAUGAGGGUCAUAAAUGUCAAGGUCAUUCGUUAAAGUUUUUGGACUCGCUGAUGCGUAAAUGA
This is a messenger RNA of Trichoderma aggressivum f. europaeum, 951 nucleotides long. RefSeq lists its product as uncharacterized. The transcript has a single exon. The record is from RefSeq and is a predicted model, not a curated record. Lineage: Eukaryota; Fungi; Ascomycota; Sordariomycetes; Hypocreales; Hypocreaceae. Bases 1 to 951 code for a protein of 316 amino acids.